CAACUUUUUCCAGGAAGGAUGACAGACCAGAUGUGCACCUUUCUUUUCAAAAAGCCUGGGCGAAAAGGGUCUACAGGUCUCAGAAAGCGCCCGAUCUGCCACCAAGAGUCCGGAGACAGCAGCAGCAGUGACGAAGGCAGCACUGUGGUUAACCCGGAAAAGAAGCGGGCGACCCACAAUCCGAUGAUACAGAAGACCCCUGGCAGUGGUAAACAGAAGACAGCUUACGGUGACCAGAGUAGCCAGGAGGAGGAGAACGAGCCCGAGAGUCUCGGCGUGGUCUAUAAGUCCACUCGCUCAGGGAAACCCCUGGGGCCAGAUGAUAUGGGGGCGACUGCUGUCUAUGAGCUAGACACAGAGAAGGAGCGUGACGCACAAGCCAUCUUUGAGCGCAGCCAGAAGAUCCAGGAGGAGCUGAGGGGCAAGGAAGAUGACAAGAUCUAUCGGGGAAUCAAUAAUUAUCAGAAGUACAUGAAGCCCAAGGAUACAUCUAUGGGCAAUGCUUCCUGCAAGAUGGUGAGGAAAGGCCCCAUCCGAGCUCCCGAGCAUCUGCGUGCCACCGUGCGCUGGGAUUACCAGCCCGACAUUUGUAAGGACUACAAGGAGACGGGCUUUUGCGGCUUUGGAGACAGCUGCAAAUUCCUCCAUGACCGUUCAGAUUACAAACAUGGGUGGCAGAUCGAACGUGAGCUUGACGAGGGUCGCUAUGGUGUCCAUGAGGAUGAAAACUAUGAAGUGGGAAGCGAUGAGGAGGAAAUACCGUUCAAGUGUUUCAUCUGUCGCCAGACCUUCCAAAACCCAGUUGUCACCAAGUGCAGGCAUUAUUUCUGCGAGAGCUGUGCGCUGCAGCAUUUCUGCACCACCCCGCGCUGCUAUGUCUGUGACCAGCAGACCAAUGGCAUCUUCAAUCCAGCGAAAGAAUUGAUUGCUAAACUAAAGAAGCAUAGAGCUGCAGAAGAGGGUGGUGCUUCUGAUUUCCCAGAAGACCCCGAUGAGGGUCCAAUUCCCAUUACUUAA
Molecule: messenger RNA, 1017 nt
Organism: Eubalaena glacialis (North Atlantic right whale)
Lineage: Eukaryota; Metazoa; Chordata; Mammalia; Artiodactyla; Balaenidae
Product: E3 ubiquitin-protein ligase RNF113A-like
Exons: 1
Coding region: 19-1017 (332 amino acids)
Biological process (GO): snoRNA splicing
Cellular component (GO): U2-type spliceosomal complex
Molecular function (GO): metal ion binding
Source: RefSeq, a predicted model, not a curated record